AUGGCUAUUCAUAAAAUUCAUGCACGUCAAAUUUUUGAUUCCCGUGGUGUUUUUCGUGCAGCUGUUCCUUCAGGUGCUUCCACUGGUAUUCAUGAAGCUUUAGAACUACGUGAUGGAGUUAAAUCUGAUUACGUUGGUAAAGGUGUAUCAAAGGCUGUUGCAAAUGUGAAUCAGAUAAUUGCACCUGAGCUUAUAAAAGCCAAUUUAGAUGUUAAAGAUCAAAAGGCUAUUGAUGAAUUUAUGUUGAACUUGGAUGGUACUAAGAAUAAAUCAAAACUUGGUGCUAAUGCAAUUCUUGGUGUUUCAUUAGCUGUUGCAAAAGCUGGUGCUGCUGAAAAGGGAGUGCCACUUUAUCAACAUAUUGCAGAUCUUGCUGAAAGUAAAAAACCAUUUGUUCUUCCCGUUCCGGCUUUUAAUGUAAUCAAUGGCGGAUCUCACGCUGGUAAUAAACUUGCUAUGCAAGAAUUUAUGAUAUUGCCAACUGGAGCAAAAUCAUUUUCAGAAGCCAUGAAAAUCGGUUCAGAAGUGUAUCACUCUUUGAAAUCAGUCAUCAAAGCCAAAUAUGGUCAAGAUGCUACUAAUGUUGGUGAUGAAGGUGGAUUUGCACCUAAUAUUCAAGAUAAUAGAGAAGGUCUUGAAUUAUUAAAAGAGGCUAUUGGAAAGGCAGGGUAUACUGAUAAAAUUAAAAUAGGAAUGGACGUUGCAGCUUCUGAAUUCUAUAAAGAUAAUGGUCAUUACGACCUUGAUUUUAAGAAUCAAAAUUCUGAUAAAUCUAAAUGGCUCAAGGGUAAUAAGCUUGCCGAUUUAUACAAAGAGUUUAUCAAAGAGUAUCCAAUAGUUUCCAUUGAGGAUCCAUUUGAUCAAGAUGAUUGGGAGGCAUGGAGUAAUUUAACUGGAUCUGUUGAUAUUCAAAUCGUCGGUGAUGAUUUAACAGUCACUAAUCCUGAAAGAAUUACUACAGCUAUUGAAAAGAAAGCUUGUAAUGCACUUCUUUUAAAAGUUAACCAAAUUGGCACAGUAAAGAGGUCAAAUUUUGCACAUAUAUUCACAAGAACUUAA
This is a messenger RNA of Entrophospora sp. SA101, 1059 nucleotides long. The record is from the annotation of a GenBank genome assembly. NCBI's taxonomy places the organism in Eukaryota, Fungi, Glomeromycota, Glomeromycetes, Entrophosporales, Entrophosporaceae.